Ananas comosus (pineapple) is the source of this 980-nucleotide messenger RNA. Its product is annotated as putative S-adenosyl-L-methionine-dependent methyltransferase Mflv_0168. The record is from RefSeq and is a predicted model, not a curated record. Lineage: Eukaryota; Viridiplantae; Streptophyta; Magnoliopsida; Poales; Bromeliaceae. Gene Ontology annotation, molecular function: methyltransferase activity. The transcript is spliced from 6 exons. Gene Ontology annotation, biological process: methylation. The coding region runs from base 23 to 826 and encodes 267 amino acids.
UGUUUUAUAAUAUACAUUGCAAAUGACAGAUCCUCUCUUCAUUGAUCCAUAUGCGGGUUGCCUUCUUUCUCUUGACGUCAAUCAUUGUGAUAUGGAGGAAUAUGCAAUUUCAAUAACUGGAUCAUCUCCAAGUUAUUACAGGAUAGCAACAAAGUACAUUGAUGAUAAAUUGCUUAACUUUGUAAGCCGAUCAGAUGAUCUUAGGCAGAUUGUUCUGUUGACAGAUGGUAUGGACACUCGCCCACUUAGGAUGAACUGGCCACGCUCUUCUAUUCUCUAUGAUGUUUCUCCUGAAAGGAUUUUCAAAGUAACAUCUCAAAGGUUCAAAGGUGUGGGAGCAAAAGUUUCACGAGGUUGCCUACUAAUUCAUAUUCCUGUAGAAUCAUCAAAUUUACUCGAGAGUUUCUAUAGAAAUGGAUUUAACGGUGGCCGUUCGAGUAUAUGGGCGCUUCAGGGGCUACCUUUGUCGACUUUGGCCAGCUUGAAUGACUUAUUGCUUGUUAUAAGCAGUUUAGCCAUGAAAGGGAGCAUCUUUCUGGGAGAAUUACCUGCCUGCUUGGAAGGAAACAAGUUUGAAGACAAGACGGCAAAAAAGGAACGGUUGGAAAAACUUUUCAUGACGUAUGGUUUUCGAGUUACUGUGGUCGAUUACGAGGAGGUUGCUAAAGAGAUGCACUUCAGUCUGGAUGCACCGUUAGAAACUUCCAACAGCGUACUUUUCGUAGCAGAACAGUUGCGAUUAUCUGAUGCGCAGAUGGAGAUCUGGAGAACACACUUUGAAAGGAUAGAGGAAGAAGGGGAUGAAGAAGGAUUUGAGGAACUAUAAUAUGAUUGAGUUACCAGUUUCAAGUCCUUCAAAUGCAUUCAUUUGUUGUAUUGGCGCCAAAUUUACAAUCAGUCGCGAUUGAAUUUGAUGUACAUAGAGCGGAUUUGAUGGAGCAACAUUUCGAACCCAAAUAUCCCUUAGCAAUUUUCUGAAA